This is a messenger RNA of Durio zibethinus, 363 nucleotides long. Lineage: Eukaryota; Viridiplantae; Streptophyta; Magnoliopsida; Malvales; Malvaceae. The record is from RefSeq and is a predicted model, not a curated record.
AUGAUAGGAAGAACCAACAUCGAAGGAUUAAAAAGCAACGUCACUUUGAAUGCUUGGCUGCCACAAGCUAAUUAUCCCUGUGGUAAAUUUUUUGACACCUCUAGCUUCAAAUUUAGAAGGUUUAAAGGAUUGAUAGGCCACGGUUUCAUGAUGUGCCACCCCCAGCCAAACUCCCCACCUGACAAUGUUUUUCACCCUGAUCAAUCAGUCGAGGCCGACCUUGGGUCCAAAAGAAAGGGUCGUGCCCUAUGUCCGAUUCAUGGAAUAAGUGGAAAUAACAUUAAAAGUAGUGGUAUUUCAAAUUUCGCCUGGAGGCUCCCAUUUAUCUUACACCUCUCAAAUCAUUUCACAAAGUCGGACUAG